GUUUUUUGGUUUUGAUGCCGUGAACCUGGAACUAUGCCCGCAGCCACUGUGGAUCAUAGUCAAAGAAUAUGUGAGGUUUGGGCCAGCAACCUGGAUGAGGAGAUGAAGAGGAUCCGACAGGUGGCCCGAAAAUUCAACUACAUUGCAAUGAAUUGCAUUUAUUUAGAUGCAGAGACUACCACAUCAAAUGGGAGACUUUUCAGAAGCGCUCUACAACAACAACUCAGUGCCAGGCGCUAGUCAAAUGAGCACGAAAUAAAAGGUACAGGUGACGAGAGAGCUUCUGUGAAAUGCAGUGGUUUUCAGAACUGACUCCCUCAUCUAACACCCGAUUCAACUCGUCAGCUCAUUAGUAAAGACUUGAAGACCUGAAGUGGGACAGAAAAGGACACAGAGUUCCCAGGUGUAGUUGCAAGACCAAUCGGUGAAUUUAGAAGCAAUGCUGAUUACCAGUACCAGCUGUUGCGGUGUAAUGUUGACUUGUUAAAGAUCAUCCAGCUUGGCCUUACAUUUAUGAACGAACAGGGGGAAUACCCUCCAGGGACAUCAACAUGGCAGUUCAACUUCAAAUUUAACCUCACGGAAGACAUGUAUGCACAGGAUUCCAUCGAGUUGCUCACCUCGUCAGGUAUCCAGUUCAAGAAGCAUGAGGACGAGGGUAUUGAGACACUGUACUUUGCUGAGCUGCUUAUGACCUCAGGUGUCGUGCUUUGUGAGGGGGUCAAGUGGCUCUCAUUUCAUAGUGGCUAUGACUUUGGGUACUUGAUUAAAAUUUUGUCCAAUUCGAAAUUGCCAGAGGAAGAGGUUGACUUCUUCGAGAUUCUUCGUUUAUUUUUUCCCGUCAUUUACGAUGUGAAGUACCUCAUGAAGAGCUGUAAGAAUUUGAAGGGUGGUCUGCAGGAGGUGGCAGAGCAGCUUGAGCUGGAGAGAAUUGGACCUCAGCAUCAGGCAGGCUCUGAUUCACUCCUCACAGGAAUGGCUUUUUUCAAGAUGAGAGAGAUGUUUUUUGAGGAUCACAUUGAUGAUGCAAAGUAUUGUGGUCACUUGUAUGGACUGGGUUCAGGCUCAUCCUAUGUGCAGAACGGCACUGGAAAUGCUUACGAAGAGGAGGCAAACAAGCAGCAGUCAUGACACAACAAGAAUCCCUCACCAUAAAGAACCUCAUAUAUAUAUAGGGCUCAAACCAUGGGUUUUUAGUUAUUUUGUUUUUCAUGAAAGAUUAGAUAGGAUUUUGCACUUUAAAGCUCUCAUCCGACAGAACUUCUUGCCUUUGUUGCCUUCUCUGGGUUAAAUCUUUCACACAAUGUUCAUCUUUUAUGGUUAAAGAAGAGGAACCAUUUGGUGUUUUAGUUUUCUUCCCACAGCUCAGCCUUAAUAUUAAGAUAACUUUUUAUGUUCUUUUUUUAUCGUUAAUUUAUUGCAUUCAUUUCUUCUCGUGUGCGGUUGCAUAGUUCGACUAAUUUGGCGAAACCGAGCACACCAGUCACCUACGUGAACUAUCAUUCCCUGAUCACAGGAGUACUGAUUUCUCACUCUUUGCAAUAGCUGUAGACAGAUGGAGGAUCUCACAGACUCACAGGUAAAUACAGGCACUUAACUGCAAAGCAAAGCCUCACACUGAUUUUACCCUUUACUUUGGGUUAGCACAGAUUUUACCACACAAGUAAAUUAAGAGUGAUGAUGUAACUGCCACUAUUUAAGUGAACUGAGGUCACCUCGUACUUCUGGAUCAGGAUCGUCUUUCCAUUUUCAUUUUUAAAAGAGAUUUAAAGGUUUUGUAGUAUUUUAGUAUCACAGAAGUUCAAAGCCUUUUAUUCAUUUAAGAAAUAAUGCCUCUUAAAAGAAAUCUUAGUCAACUCAAGUGCUCAGUAUCAGUGGAAUAAGUUUUACGUGUAGUGCUGGUUUUUGAAUGGUGCACAUUUUGUGCUGUUUGGGUUUUUCCUCCAUUUGUAUUGUAUUGUAUUGCUUUACAAUUCUGUGUUGCCUAGAUCUGCUGCAUGUACUGAAACAUUUUUGAAUAAAUGCUGUGUUAACUA
Messenger RNA from Carassius gibelio (silver crucian carp), 2036 nucleotides. Its product is annotated as CCR4-NOT transcription complex subunit 7. The coding region runs from base 514 to 1131 and encodes 205 amino acids. The record is from RefSeq and is a predicted model, not a curated record. Gene Ontology annotation, molecular function: poly(A)-specific ribonuclease activity; nucleic acid binding. NCBI's taxonomy places the organism in Eukaryota, Metazoa, Chordata, Actinopteri, Cypriniformes, Cyprinidae. The transcript is spliced from 7 exons. Gene Ontology annotation, cellular component: P-body; CCR4-NOT core complex; CCR4-NOT complex.